Molecule: messenger RNA, 2143 nt
Organism: Cucurbita moschata (crookneck pumpkin)
Lineage: Eukaryota; Viridiplantae; Streptophyta; Magnoliopsida; Cucurbitales; Cucurbitaceae
Product: nucleobase-ascorbate transporter 7-like
Exons: 14
Coding region: 281-1885 (534 amino acids)
Biological process (GO): transmembrane transport
Cellular component (GO): plasma membrane; plasmodesma
Molecular function (GO): transmembrane transporter activity
Source: RefSeq, a predicted model, not a curated record
CUUCUUUUCAUAUCUCUAAUUCACCUUUAUGUUUCCAUGUCUUCAAACCCAAGUGGGUCUUGAGCUGUAAACCUCAUUUUCCCCAUUUUCACACUCCCAACUUCUUUCACUUCAAUGCUUUCCUUCUGAAACUUCGGCCUCUGUUUCAUUUUGUUGUUCCAUUUCUUGGUUUACGUGUAGGAUAAAGGCAUAACUUUUGUUCCGGACUUUGACUUCUUUGUUUUUUCCUUCUAUUUGUGCGGAUUAUUUGGAAGAGGGGAAGGAGAAGGAAAACAAAACAAUGGCAGGAGGUGGAACAUCUGCACCACCGCCUAAACAGGAGGAGCUGCAGCCACAUCCAGUAAGAGAUCAGCUACCCAAUGUUGCUUAUUGCAUUACCAGUCCUCCUCCCUGGCCUGAAGCAAUUCUUCUGGGUUUCCAACAUUACUUGGUUAUGCUGGGAACAACAGUGCUAAUUCCCACCUCUCUAGUUCCCCAAAUGGGAGGAGGAAAUGAGGAGAAAGCAAAGAUGAUACAAACAUUACUGUUUGUAGCUGGUUUGAACACACUUCUCCAAACCUUUUUUGGUACUCGUUUACCUGCAGUAAUUGGAGGCUCGUAUUCCUAUGUGCCAACGACAAUUUCAAUUAUUUUGGCGGGUCGUUAUAGCGACAUUGUGAAUCCCCAGGAGAAAUUCGAGAGAAUUAUGCGUGGAAUUCAGGGUGCACUUAUUGUUGCCUCAACACUUCAGAUCGUCGUCGGUUUUAGCGGCCUUUGGCGAAAUGUUGCUAGGUUCUUGAGUCCACUCUCUACUGUUCCUUUAGUAGCUUUGUCAGGAUUUGGGCUAUAUGAGUUGGGUUUCCCAGUGCUAUCAAAAUGUGUGGAGAUUGGGCUUCCACAGCUCAUCCUGCUAGUAGUGUUCUCACAGUAUAUACCAAAUAUGAUAAAAGGCGAACGGCACGUAUUCGACCGUUUUGCUGUUAUAUUCUCAGUUGUGAUUGUUUGGAUAUAUGCUCAUCUACUCACGGUGGGAGGUGCAUAUAAGAACGUCGGUCUAAAGACUCAACUAAGCUGUCGUACUGAUCGUGCAGGCAUUAUAGGUGGUUCUUCAUGGAUUAGUAUUCCAUAUCCCUUUCAAUGGGGUGCACCCACAUUUGACGCUGGUGAAGCUUUUGCAAUGAUGGCUGCUUCAUUUGUUGCACUCGUAGAGUCCACAGGUGCUUUCUUUGCUGUGUCUAGAUAUGCAAGUGCAACUCCACUCCCGCCGUCUGUUCUUAGCCGUGGUGUCGGUUGGCAGGGAGUGGCCAUCUUGUUUUCUGGUAUAUUUGGCACAGGAAAUGGGUCCUCAGUAUCUAUUGAAAAUGCAGGGCUGUUAGCAUUAACACGCGUCGGUAGCCGAAGAGUGGUGCAAAUAUCUGCUGGCUUUAUGAUCUUCUUUUCCAUACUUGGAAAAUUCGGAGCCAUCUUUGCUUCAAUCCCUGCACCGAUAAUUGCAGCUCUAUAUUGCUUUUUCUUUGCCUAUGUUGGUUCAGCAGGCCUCAGCUUCCUUCAGUUUUGCAAUCUCAACAGUUUCAAGAUCAAAUUCAUCUUGGGCUUCUCUACCUUCAUGGGACUAUCUAUUCCUCAGUACUUCAACGAGUACACCGCUGUCAACGGUUACGGUCCGGUACACACAAGAGCGAGAUGGUUCAAUGACAUGAUCAACGUGCCUUUCGCAUCCGAGCCGUUUGUUGCUGGAUUUCUGGCACUGUUUCUUGAUGUCACACUACAUAGCAAGGACACUGCAACAAAAAAGGACAGAGGAAUGAAUUGGUGGGACAAAUUCCGCUCGUUUAAAACCGAUACACGAAGCGAAGAAUUCUAUUCUCUUCCGUUCAAUCUCAACAAAUUUUUCCCAUCUGUUUGAAGUUCAUUGCUGAUGAAAUGGUUUGCUGUCAUCACAUCAAGCUGAAGGCCAUAUGCCUAUAAUCACUGUGAGAUUCACAACAUCAGACCUUUUUCACUCUAAUUACAGCAUGAAUGUCAUAUAGUGUAUGCCUUGUAGUAACUGCAGUUUGAUUCUAUAUUUUUUUUGGGAGAAAAAGCAUAUGAAAGUCCUUUUGUGAGCCUUGCCAAUAUCUUUUAGCUCAAGCCAACGUUAGUUUCUCUCAGAAACAUUUAACUU